GCUACGCUGCGCCGUGCUCUUCUCUCUCGUCGCACACUCGGUGUUGCGGCGGGUGGAACGCUCCUUGCGGCGGGUGGAGGCUAUUACUACCUCAAUUCAGGUCCCUCCUAUCCUCCGUCGACGAAGGAGACACGGAGGCCACCGCCGCCAUGGACCCCCCCUUCUCGGCAGCAGAUGCUCAACGGUUUGAAGGCUUCUGCAACGCAGGAGGGCGACGAGUAUCCGUACGAGUAUGACCUGCUGAUCGUCGGCGGGGGCGCGACAGGGGCAGGUGUAGCGGUCGAUGCAGCAAGUCGUGGUUUGAAAGUAGCCCUCGUCGAAAGAGACGACUUUAGUGCAGGAACAUCCUCAAAGUCCACCAAACUGGUCCACGGUGGCGUCCGCUAUUUGCAGAAGGCCGUAAUGGAGCUCGACUACGAACAAUACAAGCUCGUACGCGAGGCCCUCCACGAGCGCCGCAUUUUCCUGCAGACCGCCCCGUACCUCUCUGCGAUGCUGCCGAUCAUGUUGCCAAUAUACAAAUAUUGGCAGGUCCCAUACUAUUGGGUCGGUUGCAAGAUGUACGACGUGCUCGCGGGGAAAGAAAACAUGGAGUCUUCGUACUUGAUGAGCAAGGGGAAGGCUCUGGAGACUUUCCCGAUGCUCAACCAGAACGGGCUGGUUGGAGCAUUAGUCUACUAUGAUGGUCAACAUAAUGACUCCAGGAUGAACAUCGCGUUGGUUAUGACGGCUGUCCAACAAGGUGCGACAGUUGCUAACCACGCAGAAGUGCAGUCGCUUUACAAGGACAAUGACGGCAAGCUCAACGGCGCACGCGUGCAAGACCGUCUCACCGGCAAGUCAUUCGACGUCCGCGCCAAGGGCGUCAUCAACGCGACGGGCCCGUUCACCGAUGCCCUAUUGUCCAUGGACAACCCCUCGCACGUGCCCAUCGUGCAGCCGUCCUCCGGCAUCCACAUCACGCUCCCGAACUACUACUCCCCGCGCACGAUGGGCCUGCUGGACCCGGCGACGUCGGACGGGCGCGUGAUCUUCUUCCUGCCGUGGCAGGGGAACACGAUCGCGGGCACGACCGACACGCCCGCGGCGGUGGAGACGGAGCCGCGCGCGCCCGAGGAGGAGAUCCGGUGGGUGCUGGAGGAGGUGCGGCGGUACCUGAGCCCGGACAUCAAGGUGCGGCGCGGGGACGUGCUGAGCGCGUGGUCCGGGCUGCGCCCGCUGGUGCGCAAUCCGAACGCGGCGAGCACGGAGGGGCUCGUGCGCAACCACAUGAUCCACGUGAGCGAUAGCGGCCUGGUCACGAUCGCGGGCGGGAAGUGGACGACGUACCGCGCGAUGGCGGAGGAGACGGUCGACAGGGCCGUCGAGGUGUUUGGCCUCAGGCCGAAGAACGGGUGCGUCACGGAGAGGCUCAGGCUGGUGGGCAGCGACGGCUGGAGCAGGAACAUGUUUAUUGGGCUGACUCAGCGGUAUGGCCUUGAGACAGAGGUUGCGAAACACCUGUCGGACAACUACGGGGACCGCGCCUGGACGGUGUGUUCAUUCGCGCACCCGACUGGCAGCGCGUGGCCGUUGCACGGCAUUCGACUCGCCCCUGGCUAUCCAUUCAUCGAGGCCGAGGUCCGCUACGCCGUGCACCACGAGUACGCCGAGACCGCCGUCGACGUCAUCGCGCGCCGCUGCCGCCUCUCCUUCCUGAACGCGCAGGCCACGCUCGAUGCGCUCCCGCGCGUCGUCGACAUCAUGGCGGAGGAGCACGGCUGGGGCAAGGCGCGCAAGGCGGAGGAGCUCGCGAGCGCGACGCUCUUCCUCGCGAGCAUGGGCCUGCCCCCGGGCGCGCAGCCCGCGACCGCCCCCGCGGAGCCGCACGGCCUGCUCGCGCGCGUCGGGAGCGCGAUCGGCCUGGGCCCCGCCCGGAGGCGGCGCGCCGCGCCGGAGAUGGUGUACAGCCGCGCACAGUUCGAGGCCGGCGAGGUGGAGGCGCUGCGCGAGGCAUUCAAGAGCCGCGCGAGCGGCGCGUCGGAGGCGGACGCGCGCUUGCGGCAUGAGGAGGUGCUGGAGCUGGUCAAGGGGCUGCCUGGCUACGCGGGGAUCAACGGCAAGGACUACGACUACGUCCUUGAGGAGGCUGGGUUCUCGAAGUCGCCUGCUGUGGACAUCGAUCAGUUCCUUGAGAUUUGUGCGGAACUGAGGGAAGUCAUAUUUGCUCCUAUUCCAAGCAGCUCGCCGAAGAUCGAGAGGCUGAGAAUCCCAGUCGAAAAGAGCGGUGGUGGAGUCUGAUGCAAUCACUGCUGUGAAUGCUUUGUCGAGAUGGUGGCCAGCGCGUCCCAUAACUUCACCAGUCAACUGACUGUGUCCUUCACUACCAACUGACACCGACCUCAAGGUGCAGUUUACUAUGAGUGCCUCUUUCAAAUACUAUUUUGUUGCGGCCACUUCCGAAGGCUAUCUCUUGUUGAAUAUCGAUACUUUAAGUUGUGUUACAUUGCGAGUGGUGGAUGUUGAACAUGUCCAUCAGUAUUGGUGGCAUGGCAUUCCGUCUACAAAAGCACAAUAUCUACACAAUUCUACAUGUCUUCUAACG
Molecule: messenger RNA, 2584 nt
Organism: Postia placenta MAD-698-R-SB12
Lineage: Eukaryota; Fungi; Basidiomycota; Agaricomycetes; Polyporales; Adustoporiaceae
Exons: 7
Coding region: 175-2280 (701 amino acids)
Biological process (GO): glycerol-3-phosphate metabolic process
Cellular component (GO): mitochondrion; glycerol-3-phosphate dehydrogenase (FAD) complex
Molecular function (GO): glycerol-3-phosphate dehydrogenase (quinone) activity
Source: RefSeq, a predicted model, not a curated record